UGUUUGCGAGACCCAACAUCGGUGUCAUUUAUAUUCAGUUGCUGGUUCUCCCUUGUUCAAGAGAAUCCAAGAGGUCGACAAAUAGCUUGAAACGACGCCGACAUUUUCUUGAGUCCUCAGAUGAAGAAGAUUUGUGAACAAUUUCAGUGAAGCGUGAAGCGAACGUUUGUCCCUCGCUAAGUUUUUGAUGGUUUUGACACAUUGUUGACAGCUUUAUGUCAACUUUCUGUUGGCCUUUUAGCAUGAAUUGUAAAUGUGGAGUUUGCACGAGAAAACGAGUCGUGGUUUUCGAUGAAUUCUGAGCUUCUCGUUCGACGCGAAGAAAUAACUGAGGAGUUUUUAUUGUAGUUGCUCCGCGCGCGGCCGUCUGAUGUUAUGUAAUCGCGUCCUACAGAAUUUUCAAAAUUUUCAACACAAGUGGUCAUAUGAUAAAAUGCUUAUUGACUACGUAAGGUCGGGCCGGAUGGAAAAAUAAGGGGAGGCUGCGUUCCAGGUUAGGAGACAAACAUCAAUUUACCUGUUAAUUUAAUAGCGUCCAUACAUAAGUUAGUGAGGGACAGAGAUGGAGACCGAGAAGAUUUAGCGGGGGCAAUUUAGAGUUUGUUUCAUUAACCCUGUGAAUUCAAUUUGCUACAGUACUAUAGAGCCACAAGUUAAAGGUAUGAUGCGUGCUUUUCCAAUAUAACGUCACCAGUUAAUUCCAUGGUUUUAAGAACGGGCAUUGUUGAUAUUUUCAAAUUGAAAUUCAGUUCUAUCCGCAGAGAAAUUCGAGAUUUUGUCAAUUUCCUUCACUGCCUAGAUUUUAAAUGUAUUUCCCCAUUAGUUUUUCCCAGUUUGUUUGCGAUAAACGGAAGAAUUUAAGGUCGUAGAAUCUCCAAAUAAAUAGGUUACAUACCAAGAGAGAGAAAUUAAAAAGUAACUUUAUUUUCUACUUUGUCAACGAAUAUAUUAUGCAAAGCAGGUCCUCUAUUACUACUCGUCGGCUAGCAGCAUGUAAUUGGCUACGAAUGAAAAUAGCACUAAACCAUUAAACAAAUAAUAUACAUUGCCUAUCGACCAAUUAGCCAAUAAGAAUGCAGUCCACUGCCACGAAGUCAAGUAAAAACGUGCUUGAAACUUAUCGUUCUUGAUUUACAGUCGUCCUGUGAAGUAAGUUCACAUCAGCAACAGAAAAUGGAACUUCAAUUUUAUGAAUCAGGGAAAUAUCUUCUUGUAUUGGUGAUACUUGUCUGUUCGUCAAAUGGUUCUAAGGUCAUUGAUGUUGGUGGUAAAACUCUCAGCCGAGGCACAGAUAGAGGAAUGGCUUACGCCAAAUUUAAGGCUCACAAAUUCUCCUUCCUCAACAUUACCAACAUUGGUUCGGAUUAUGUUCUCAAAAGCAGUGAGUGUGGGCUUGCUUGCGUCAACAUACCGUCAUGUUUCUCCUUUAACCUGGCUGUAUUCUCAGAUAUCAACAACGGAAAAAUCUUAUGUGAGUUGCUCCCAUCCGACAUUUACAACAAUUCCAAGAGAUUCGUCGCAAGCCAGUUUCAUCAUCACUAUAGCAUCGCGUCUCCAUGCAUUAGUUGGCCUUGUCAGAACAAUGGUACUUGUGCUGCACAUUACGAGAAAAAUAGCUAUGUGUGCGCAUGUGCCAUGGGAUACACAGGGAAAUAUUGUGAAACAGAUAUCGAUGAAUGCUCUAGUAACCCAUGUCUCAACAACGGAACUUGCAGCGACCGAGUGAAUGGGUUCACGUGCAGCUGUGUAACGGGAUUCACUGGAACACGUUGUCAAACGGAUAUCGAUGAAUGUGCUAGUAACCCAUGUCUCAACAAUGGAACUUGCACUGACCGAGUGAAUGGAUUCACUUGCAGCUGUGUACCGGGAUUCAGUGGAACACGUUGUCAAACGGAUGUCGAUGAGUGCUCUAGUAACCCAUGUCUCAACAAUGGAACUUGCACCGACCGCGUUAAUGGGUUCACGUGCAGCUGUGUACCGGGAUUCAGCGGAAUCCGGUGUCAAACAGAUAUCGAUGAGUGUGCUAGUAACCCAUGUCUCAACAAUGGAACUUGCACUGACCGCGUUAAUGGGUUCACGUGCAGCUGUGUACUGGGUUUCAGUGGAACUCGAUGUCAAACAGAUAUCGAUGAAUGCUCUAGUAACCCAUGUCUCAACAAUGGAACUUGCACCGACCGAGUGAAUGGGUUCACGUGCAGCUGUGUACCGGGAUUUAGUGGAACGCGGUGUCAAACAGAUAUCGAUGAAUGCUCUAGUAACCCAUGUCUCAACAACGGAACUUGCAGCGACCGAGUGAAUGGGUUCACGUGCAGCUGUGUAACGGGAUUCACUGGAACACGUUGUCAAACGGAUAUCGAUGAAUGUGCUAGUAACCCAUGUCUCAACAAUGGAACUUGCACUGACCGAGUGAAUGGAUUCACUUGCAGCUGUGUACCGGGAUUCAGUGGAACACGUUGUCAAACGGAUGUCGAUGAGUGCUCUAGUAACCCAUGUCUCAACAAUGGAACUUGCACCGACCGCGUUAAUGGGUUCACGUGCAGCUGUGUACCGGGAUUCAGCGGAAUCCGGUGUCAAACAGAUAUCGAUGAGUGUGCUAGUAACCCAUGUCUCAACAAUGGAACUUGCACUGACCGCGUUAAUGGGUUCACGUGCAGCUGUGUACUGGGUUUCAGUGGAACUCGAUGUCAAACAGAUAUCGAUGAAUGCUCUAGUAACCCAUGUCUCAACAAUGGAACUUGCACCGACCGAGUGAAUGGGUUCACGUGCAGCUGUGUACCGGGAUUUAGUGGAACGCGGUGUCAAACAGGUUAGUGUCUAUGAAAUGACUUGAUUAUUAAUUAAUUUGUUUCCAUGCAGUUUUUACAAAAUUUUUCACACAUUUAAAACAUCUCUGUCAUAACAAUAGUCUCUGUGUUCUACAACAAUUUUUACACGUGGAACAUACACUAAGUGAAAUAUUGUUUACAACAAGCAUGAAUGCCUUUAAGAAAUAAAGGGCCUAACAUUAUAUUCCUUUGGAAAUAUCUUAGGUAGCCAUUGUUACUUUGAAAAUGUUUUUUUAUUAUCAUUAUUUUAAUCCAGACUGCCCAUAUUUACACUGUUCAUAUAUUGACUGA
Molecule: messenger RNA, 3116 nt
Organism: Orbicella faveolata
Lineage: Eukaryota; Metazoa; Cnidaria; Anthozoa; Scleractinia; Merulinidae
Biological process (GO): heterophilic cell-cell adhesion; establishment or maintenance of epithelial cell apical/basal polarity
Cellular component (GO): plasma membrane; protein-containing complex
Molecular function (GO): calcium ion binding
Source: RefSeq, a predicted model, not a curated record